Besnoitia besnoiti is the source of this 8178-nucleotide messenger RNA. RefSeq lists its product as uncharacterized. The coding region runs from base 1 to 8178 and encodes 2725 amino acids. The transcript has 2 exons. The record is from RefSeq and is a predicted model, not a curated record. NCBI's taxonomy places the organism in Eukaryota, Apicomplexa, Conoidasida, Eucoccidiorida, Sarcocystidae. Gene Ontology annotation, molecular function: calcium ion binding; protein binding.
AUGGCGCAGUCGGGUGCGCCGCAGGUUAUUCCGAAGGCGGGCUCGGCUCUGUCGCGCACAUCUUCCACGUCCACCGUCCGGGGACGGGGAAAGAGAGACCUUAGAUGCGAACCUCUUUGCAAAUCUGACAGCGGAGAGGAAAAGUUACCGCGUCAGCGAAGCCGAACUGCCUUUCGCCAGAAAGGGAGACUCGGCACAGAUGCCUUCGUCAGCAGUGCCUGGGAUGCGCUGGUGAACGCGUUUGCCGAAUGCCACUACGUUCUGCGGCAGAAUGAAGAGGGGUUACACCCUCUUUGUCCUCCUCUCUCGGCCUCGCCCUCGGGGGCAACAGGGGGGCCCUCUGGAGUGUUUUCGCCUCUCAGCAGGAAGCUCCGGCCUCUCCAUGCCGGUCGAGCAAAUCACCAGGCGCUUGCUUUGACCUCUGGCGAAGCAGGCCGCCUAAGCCUGCUGGGAGGGUACACCGCCUGCCGAAGCCUCGCAGGUCGUGGAGCGAAUUCGUCCUCUGGAUGGGGCUGCGAGGCUGUAGGCGGCGCGCAAGCUACCAGCCCGUUUGCUGCUGCCGGCGGAUAUUUGGCUUUCCGCGUGGGGGGCCACGGCGACGACCGUAAGGGAGCGGCCUCAGCGCCUGAGAACGCCAACGCGGAACAGGUCGCGAAGCAACUACUGCAGAAGCAGCGCACGCGCCAAGGUGUGCUCUCCGAAGCAGAGAUUCUCGACAGGCUCACGAAUCAAAACAUCGCGGAGAUCCAGUACGAGUUCGCCGCCCGUAAUGGGGAAGUGGACGUUGUGGAGUUCAUUCACAUUCUGGGGCGCCGGCUUCGAGAGAGCCAAGACGCCGACACUGCCUCCUAUUUGGCGCUGCGCGUGGGCGACGCUCAGAGCCGCCUCGCAGGAUGGGUGCCUCCUCCCUCCUCUUCUGUCGCGGGUUUGCCGCCGCGCGCAAGCGGAAAAGGGGGUUUAAUCGGCGCAGGAGGCUGUUUGGCGGCAUCAGACGAUGGAAUCCAGGGAAAAUCGGCAACCCGCGAGUCUGUUUGUGGCUCCUCAACUGCGGGGUUCCCAACUCGCGGCGGGGGCCGGGUGCUCAACGGGAUCGGCGAGGAUCGAAAGCGAGGCUUGUGCCUUCUACCGGAGGCGAGAGCCUCGGAGCAAGGCGUCAGUGAGAGUUGGGUUCGAGGCCGCGGAAGUGUCUACGCGCUCCAGGAUUACCAUGAAGCCAUGCAGAGGGAGCUGGAGGAGGGCGGUCGGCUCAUGGAGCUGUUUGACCUCAUCGACGUGGACGACACUCAGAAAGUCUCGUGGGAGGCGUUCACGAGCUUCGUCGUCGAUCGCGGCCGCAACGAAGAUGCGCUGAAACGGCUGCACACGCAUCGGGUGGAAAAAGCGGACUUUCACGACCCCCGCGUUCACGUGUGCCCCGUUGAGCGACUCGCUCUCGCGUACGACCCUGCGAUCGGCCUCGACGCGGUUUUCUACUGCGAGGAAGGCUCCAAGACUGUCGAGCUGGCGGAUCCCUUCCUCCAGCCCCUCGCGAACCUGCCGCCGCUGCCCCAAAGUUUCAGCAUCACGGCGCUGGCCUACUGCCCCCUCGUCCACCAAGUCGUCGUCGCCGCCGCAGACUUGUCGCUGACUUUCUACGAUGUCAAAGGAACUCUCGCCGGAUCGAGCGGCAGAGGCGGGUUUCAGAUGCCCUCUCCGUGUAGCCCGACAGAUCUCCCACCUGCAGGGAGCCCGCGAGCCGCGACGAGAGGAGGCCACGCCGAGCGCACGAGGGCAGACCCCCUGGGUGGCUGGCACGUGACCCGGAAGUUAAAAACUCGCACCUCGCAAACUGUGCUGUUCCCGUCGUCCUCGCGUCCCUGGCUCUUUUCAGCCGAUCACGAGGGGUCGAUCUUCGCGUGGGACCUGCAGAAAAUAUGUGGGCGGCCGGGGGGCUCCGCGGGUGUCUCCGAGGCCGACGUGGCAGAUCCGUUGGCAGGUGCUCGGGGGACAGACAGUCCUCGCUCCCGGACGGGGAUCGAGGAUCGCGCGAUUGACUUGGCCUCUCUCGUCCCUCCCUCCGGACUCCCCGGGCUGCCUCUCCAUCUGCCUCGGUUGGCGGGAGGCAGCAGCGCCGGCCGCACAACGCUCUCUCCUGCUGGUGGCUGGGAGUAUUCCACUCUAGGGACGAGUCCGGGCUCCGGGAGCUUCGAGGGCAGGUCGCCGCACACGUCAGGCAGGAGCAGCUUUGCGGGUCUUGUCUGGAGCGACGCGCCCGAAGCGGGCCCGGGGGGCCUCGCUGCGGCCGCGCCGGCCUAUGGCACGUCGGUCGCGCCUCGCCAGCAGCCGCUUGUGGGCGGGAAGAGCGAGGGGCGAGUCAGGAGUGCAGCCGGAAGCAGAGACGCAUCCCUUGCGCGGGAGCGCUCGGCCUUGGAGGGCGUGUCGUCGUUUGAAUCCUUCACCGAUGACGGGAGGCCGUCGAUCGUCGUUGGCAGCCGGCGGCCUCGCCACUGGACGGUGGGACGGAGCCCCGCUCGCGUGGCCCCGGCGGACGGGGGCACGGGCUCCGAUGGCGCGUGCAGAGAGCAUCUCCUCGGCGGAAAACGCCAGGCUUCUGGAAGCACAUCACAAAGUCUGCUUCGGGGGCCUUGUCUGAAGUCGCGGCCGACCUCGCCAGAAUCCGCCAGCGACGCCGUUGCGGCGUCGCGCCCUUCCAGCUCCGGAGUGUCCACGGGCCUUCGCCGCGCUAUCGGCGCCGGAGGCGAAGGCAGUGAGCAAGUGCUCGACAGCCUGGGGCUGUUCGCGACGAACUCAGGAGUCUCGGCUGCCUGCAGCCAAAAGAGUGGGCCUUGGCCUUCCUACCCCGGCACAAUGGGGAGGAUUUGCAAAUCGCGUAGUCACGCCGGCGCCGCGAGCAGCUGCAGCGGGGCGCUGACAGGGACGUCAGGCUCUCGCUCUCAGAGCGGGGGGCUCUCAGCGUCAGCCUUCUUUCCUCAUGGGAGUCUCACUCGCCGCGAAAGGGAAUCGCAGGCGACGCCUGCUGCGGGCUCGCCCUUUAGCUCGUCCUAUCAGAAUCUGUCGCCCAUGCCCAGUGAAGGCGCCCGGUCCUGCGCUGACAGCAUCUCUUCGCCGGGCGUCUUGGGUUUGCUGGCCCGCCACCGGAGAAACUCUGCCGGGGGGGUCGGCGCGAGUUCAGCGGUCCCCCAGGAGCCGCAGGGGUACUUGCUCCGAUGGAGGCAAUACCGCGCGCACGGAGACAUCGUGACGGCUCUCGAAGAGCUUCAGGUCAUGGAGUUGCUGGCGUCCUGCGGUAUGGACGGCAAGGUCUAUCUGUGGGACGCGAACAGCGGCGAGCUCAAGCGGAGGCUCGAUGGCCACGCGCGAGGCGUCCGGGCGCUCUGCUUUGACAGCGAAAACCGCGUGCUUCUCUCUGGAGGGUUCGACUACAAGCUGCUGGCGUGGAACCCCUACGUAGGCAAGAAGCUGCACACCAUUCGCGGGCACUCUGCACCGGUAGUCAGUAUCUGCAUGCUCGGUGUGCGGAGUCGGCAGUUCGUCUCCUUUGACUCAGAGGGAAUCGUCAAAGCUUGGGACCUCAGCACGUCCGCGUGCCUCCAGACGCUGGUAACCGACGACUUGGCUUCGGUUCGCGCAGUCGUCGCUCUGCCCCAGCAUCGCGCGUUGGUCUCCGCCGGGCGCCGCCUCGUCGCGCUCACAUACGGCCGCAGCCAGGAGGCCUCGGGGUCUGCGGGCUCGGGAGGUGGCUCCGGAAGCGGCGCCUCGAGACUUUCUGGCCGCCCCUCAUGGGACGCACGGCCCCUCGGCACGGCCAAAAAGAAGGCGCUCGGCUCGGCGACCUGCCGAGCGGCGAGGCCCAGGCGCGACGACAGCCGCCAGGGCGGACGAGAGGCGGUGCUGUCGAAGGCGAUUGCCCACCUCGUCGUUCGCGUCCUUGUCACCGUCGCGGGGCGGCAGCUGCGGGUCUGGGAUCUCUGUCGAGGCGCGCUGGUGUCCUCCAUCGAGCAUGUCUGCGAAGGGCCUGAGCACACGGUCAGCGACAUCUGCAUGGACGAGAAGGGCAGAAAGGUGUUUGUCGCCGACCAGCAAGGCUGCAUCUGCGCCUACAGCGUCUGCACUGGGCAGCUCCUCCAGCGCUUCAGAAGCCACCAGGCGGAGGUCGCGCAGCUUCUCUACGUCGGCGGCGAGGACAAGAAUCUCAUCUCCGUCUCCUGGGACCGCUCGAUCAUCAUCCACGACGACGCGCCGGCCCCCUCGAAGACCGCCUGCGGAGAAGGAGCUGGGCAUCCCUCGGGGGGUUUGGCGGCCGCUGCAGCGAGUCUCGCGCGCGCGAGCCGCUCCGCUUCGCCUCACCCGCCGGGAAACCCGCGGGGCGAGGGGCGGGAGGUCGUAGACAGCCCCGCCGCUGGACAGAGGCUUCCCAGGGCGAAAAGCCCCGGCGCAAAGACUCGCGGCCUGCACACGCCCGCCGAGAAAGGCUGCGCGGCGCAGCAGCUCCCUUCUGGCGACCUUCUCGACAGCCUCGUGGGUCGCUCCCGCGCGGGCGCCGGCGCCGCCCUCCGGCCGCCGCCUUCCUCCGCCAGCCCGGCCGGGAAGGCAGGGGCUGGGGUGUCUGCGCGCAUGCCGGCGGAGAGGAACGCGAGAGUGUGGCGCAUGGUGAAGAACGCUCAUCUGGGCGAUGUCACGUGCUGCACGUUCAGCCGGCGUCUGGGUCUCUUGGCGACCGGCAGCGCAGACUGCGCCAUCUUUGUGUGGGACUACGAGCGCCUUCGGCGCGUCACGAGUCUCUUUGGCCAUAAACACGACGUCACCAGCUUGGCAUUUGUUGAGCCCCUUCCGCUGCUCUGCUCCGCGGACGCGGGGGGCACCCUGUGCGUCUGGGUCUUGCCUCCCCAUCCCCACGCGAUCCAGGUCCUCGAGACCCUCUCUUCGCCCCUCCUGGGCCCGCAGCCGUCUACAGUGAGGCUGCCUGACCUCGUGCGCGCGGCCGCGCCGCUCAGCAGCUCCGCCGGUGGGCGAGCCAGUCGCGCAGCUGACAGCCUCGGCGAACGCUGUGGAGAGGGCCGUCAAGACGCUAAUGGCGCCCCGCCCUGGAAGGCAGAUCAGGGCGUCGCGACGCUCUCAUGGGUUCCUCAGGGCCCUCGCGGCUGUGGCGCGCGUCGUGGGCCUCUCGCAUCCCCGGAAGCGAGCGCCGAGCCGCGCCGCGCCUCGUCGUCGCCCUCGGGUGCGCCUGCCACAAGCGGAGAAACGCACGCUUCUACGUUGUGGCGCCCAACCGCUCAAAGUGACGAAGCAUCUGCCGUUAUGCCAGGCGAGCACGGGGGUCCCCGGGGCAGCACCCCGUUUGCACUCGCGAACGGCGCUGGCGACCGCCCGUUCCAGAAGGACUGGGGCUUGCCCUGCGCAGCAGCACGUGCCUCCAGGCCGGCUUCUAGCGCCCGAGGAGGCGCCGAUCCUCUCGCCACGCUGCUGCUUGUGCGCAUGGUGGACAUGGAGCGCGUGGGCUCGACGACAGCGCUGACUUCCCUCGCGGUCGCUUGUCGCAUGCACUCCUGGGACCCUUCCGGCGCCGGCAGAGGCCGCACGCUCCGGUUCGCCGACUCGACUGCCGUCGCCGCGAGCCCGAGCGUCGAGGAGACCGAGGGCCUUGGAUCUGGCCACGCCACGCCGCCCCUAUCCGCCCCCCUGGCGGGGCACCCUGCGGUGCGCGGCGGCGAGUCGAGGCCGGCUGGGCCCGAAGACGCCAGCGCGGAGACUCCCGGCGUUCCACACAGCACGACGUUCCUUACCAGCAGCGACGGCAGCGACCCCCUCAACCGCCGCGAAGGGGCCGCGGCCGCUGUCAGCGGCCGCGUGGCGCCCUGGGCCCCCGAAGCCCUCAUCGAGGCAUCGCGCGGCGGGGGAAAGCAGCUCGCUGCGCACGCCGGGGCGAGGCCUACCCCGGCCCACGGCCUGCUGCUGCGGUCAAGCUCGGAGGAGCGGAGAGUCGGGGGAGAAAUCCUCAUCUUCGCAGGGGAUGAGCAGGGGCGGGUGCGUGCCUGGGAUGUCUCGGUCCUCCUGGCGCUCCUGCCAGACACCGAACCCGUGACGGCCAAAACAGACUGGCAGCCCCACCGCGUGUACCAUGCGGAUCUUCGCGACAGCACGGUGCACCUCUUCCAACAAGUCAUUCAGCUGCAGCGGCGAGUCAAGUUUCUCGACUGGAGGGCGGCGGCGGCCCCCUCUGGAGCGCCUUCGCCGACGCCCCCCUCGCACGCCUCGCGGCCCGAGAGCCCGGAGCGCGCCCCUCCGCGUCUCCUCGUGGGUGCGACCCCCGCGUGGGGCAGCGCAGCGAGGGGCGGAAACCUCGCACCCGUAGCCAAGCCUUCAGCUGCUGGAGAACAAGGCGACGCUGCCGCCGCCACGCUUGACGAGAGAGAGAGAGAAGCAGCGGGGUCGACUUCUCCGCGCUCAACGCCACGGGCGGCGGAGAUGAGGCGUAACUUGUCUCGGCGAAAGCGAAGCAGCGUCAGUCUCGGGGAUGCCGCUUCAUCAGACAGAGACUCCACGCGCAUCGAGGCUCAGCCACCGAUAGCUGGAAGGGGCCGCCUGCCGCGAGCGGGGGCACGAGGUGAAAAGUCCAGGGACGCAGCCCGCAGCAGCGAGGCGGCGGGCGAUCCGGCCCCGCCAGAGCUCCCUGCGAGAUCUGCGAGCGUGUGGUCCGCUGGAGGCGCGGGCGGCGAACUCCGCGCGAGUGUUUCGGGGGGUGGGUCGCCUUUUGCCCGUGGCGCGGGAGGAAGCGGCGGCGCCUCUGGGGGGUCGCUCCUUUCGCGGGUCGGAGGCCCUGCGUCGCCAUACCCCGGGGGCGGAUGGUGGGGCGAGGCAGCAGCUGGGCCGACCGUGGAUCCACUUCUCAGCCACGACGAAAUUCCGGCUCUCUUCGCCGCCGCACCUGUCAAGCUCGUCGGCCUGUGGCAGGCACACGGGGCGAGCGUGAAGAGCCUCCAGCUUCUCCAUCUGGGGAGCUUCAAGGCUCAAAAAACCUCGCAAAGCGAGGCCGCGGCCGACGCUUCUGGGCGAGGGGCCUCGGGGGACAAGUCGCCCCCGGGCCCCCCUCCAGGCAGUCCCUCGAAACCUGCAGGCGCCUCGCCGCGCUUCAAGAUGCUUCUGGUGUCAGCAGGAGAAGACGGCGCGGCCCGCGUGUGGGACGUGUCGGGUCUCUCUCCCUCUCAAGGGCCUCCGCUGCGGGCCCUACCCACGCUCUUCCUCGAUCUGGCAGAGGCUGAGCGCGCGGCGUCGGGGGCCUUGGUGGCCGCCCACGUCCCCGGGGUUCUCGCGUCCGCGCCCCGCGGUUAUCGGGAGUCUUUCUGCGGCGACGCGCCUCGAAGCUGUCUGUCUCUGCAGCCCGACGAAACAGCGCUCGCUCUUCCUCCGGCUCCAGGCUUCCGGCUGGGGCCGAGAGAGACAGAGUCUCUCCGGGCUGCAGCGGCGCCCGCUCUCGGGGCGGGUGACCCGUCCGCCCCCUGGAGUUCGGCCGGCAGCGGCGCAUGUCUCGCGUCGAGCUUCCGACUGGGCGCGUGCCGCGAGAGUUCCGCAGAGAGCGGUCUAGGCCCUCCAUGCGAAGGGAGGCCGCCGAUUACUCUCGUUGGAGACUUGCAGACGACUGAAGCGAGUGGGGCGGCAGGCGCCGCAGCGAGGAGAGGCGCGCCUGUGGCUGCAGGCGAGCGGGGGGGCUGCGAGGAGGACUUCGGCUCUGGCCGCCCUACUCUGUGGAACGUGGACUUGGGCGAACUGGAGGGCCUGGCCGUCGGCGCCUUCAUGGGCAACGGAACUGUGGCGCCCGCAGUCAGCGGCGCCAGGCGCCUCCUGGAGACGCACAUGCGUGUCAAGGAGCUUGCCCGCCAGCAGCAGCUGGCUGAGCAGCAAGCUGCUCUUCAACUGGAGAGUUCGCUGCAGCUGGACGUUCCCCACCUGUUUCCGCUCGUGGGGCGAAGAGACUCUGUCGUGGAGAGCGGGGGCCGCGACGCCUCGGCGAGCCGCAAAUCCGCCGAAGACCCGCUGCCCGAAGACUACGCAGUGGGGCCCAACGGCCAACUCAUUCUGGGGGGCGGCAACUGGAUAAAAGGCGCAGACAAAGGCGGCGGGAUCUGGGCCGCCGUGUACGCCAAGAGGCGCACAAUCGUGGAGCGAACUGCCUCGUUCUAA